Molecule: messenger RNA, 3312 nt
Organism: Aphanomyces astaci
Lineage: Eukaryota; Oomycota; Saprolegniomycetes; Saprolegniales; Verrucalvaceae
Exons: 5
Coding region: 1-3312 (1103 amino acids)
Biological process (GO): proton transmembrane transport
Cellular component (GO): membrane
Molecular function (GO): antiporter activity
Source: RefSeq, a predicted model, not a curated record
AUGCGAUCACUGCUUCUGGGGCUAGCUCUCCUGGCUGGACAGUUCACGCGUGCUUUGGGAGAGCUCGCUGCCGAUGACAUUGCAUUGUCAUGCACCCCGUUGUCGAAAAGUCCCGUGGCCCUUCCCGCAAGUGGAUUUUGCGGCAUCGACAUGCUCUUGGGCAUGGAGAUCAAAGUCUCGCUAGACAUCACAUCCAUCGACAACGUAGACACAAAGUGCUCGCUCAACAGCAUUCCGCUCACGAACGUGUCGCUGGUACAAAAAGACUCCAAGUGGAAAGUGCGGCUCGGGUACACGAUCCAACUGAGCGACCCCGACUCGGAAGCGGGCGUGACCAAAGUCAAGUGCACCGUCUCCCGGACCAACGAAACUCUCGCGCUCAUCACCGAGACGCUCCCCAUCGCCAUCUUUGCGUACCUCCCCGAGAUCGACUCGUUUGUCGCGAUUCCUCCCGCGUCGAAUGCCGCCGCGACGACCCGCCCGCCGUCCAAGAACAAGACAAAUCUGAACCCGUCGAUCGUCGCCCUCGGCAUCGGGUCCCCCGUGAACUUUAUCGUGAGCUCAAAAUCCAAGCACGCUGUCUCCGGCACGUGUCUGCUGCAGCCACAGAACCAAGUGCUGUCGCUGUCCGCGUCCACGGGCCAGGUCGUCGUGCGCGCCGGCGACCCAUACAUCGGGGUCGACGACAUGACGUACUCGUGCAACGUGACGGACGUGGCCGGGAACUCGGCGCACUCGGAAGGCCGCGUGUUAUCGCAUUCGAUGGUGCUGGACGGCACGCUCCCCGUGAUCGAGAGUGUGUUCAUGGCGUUCUCAUCGGAAACACCCGCGAAAAUAGGCAGCAUGGUCACGCUGACGCUCAAAGCUCAAAACUUGACCUCGGGGUACUCUGGCAAUUGCUCAGUCAACGGCGUCGGCCCGUUGGAACUCGCAGAACAGACCGAGGACAAGAAGGGGCUGUACCUGGUGCAGUACCACGUUGGCUCGGGCGACCACGACGUGGGCAUCAACCAGACGCUGCCCGUCGAAUGCAAGCUCGUGAACGCAGCCAAGAACGCGUUCAUGUACUCGACGGCCGUGCCGCUGAGCUUCGCCAUCGACGCCAACCUCCCCGAGAUUGUCAGCACGAAGCUCUUGUUCUCGUCCGACGACCCUGCCCAGGAAGAGAGUGUGAUUGAGAUCCAGAUCAUGUCGUCGCAUGAAACCCUCCCGCUCGCCGUGCACAAAGAGACUUGUUCGAUUAACAAUGUGUCGGUGGCACGGAGCUUUACGCGAUCGGGCGUGGACACGUACUUGCUGACGUAUGUCGUGGGCAAAGGCCAAGCCAUGUGGAAGCCAGGGAAGCUGCCGAUCUACUGCGUGCUCCAAGAUCAAGGCGGCAACACUGUGGUCGUGACUGGCUUUACAGAUGAUAACACGCUAUUUGCGCGCGAGAUGAAGCCCCACGAGUUCGACCCGACCAAGGACUUUGGCGGGUACCUCCCAGACAAGAUGGUGUUUUUAUCGUUUGUGAUUGUGGCGGUGGCCAGCCACACGAUCAGCUACGCCUGUCCAUUCGUGGGGCUGCCCCGGAUCACAGGGUACCUCGCUACGGGUAUUAUUACCGGACCGUUCGUGCUCAAGUUGAUCACCACCGACGAAAUCGGCCAAAUGCGGUUUGUGGACGAGGUGGCGCUGGCGUACAUUGGGCUGGCGGCGGGAGCCAAGCUGCACUGGGUCGAGAUGCGGCGCAAGAUCAAGAGCAUUCUGGCUGUGACACUGUGGCUGACCCUGUUCGAGUACGUGAUUGGCACGCUCACGAUCAUCGUGCUGGCAAACUACUUGGUGUUCCUGCAAGCCACGACUACGAUGGAGUGCUAUGCGAUUGCGAUGCUCGCAGGGUGCAUGAUGAUUGCGCGGUCGCCGUCGUCGGCGCUGGCCGUGAUCGAGGAGACGGGGUCGCAGGGCCACUUUACCACGUUCAUCUUUAGCGUGACCGUGCUCUGCGACAUCGUUGUGAUCAUCCUCUUCAACGUCAACAACAUGAUCACUGAGUCGUUUCUGAGCGACAAGAGCAUCAGCUUCCACAACGUGAUGGAGCUCGUGGCGCAGAUGGCCAUCUCGGUCGCGGUGGGCGUCUUGUCGGGCAAGUUCAUGUCGUACAUCAUCCUGUGGCGCACGCCGCGCAUCCGCCGCCGCAGUCGACUCCACAAGCUGCUGCAGCUGUCCAAGCAGGUGGUGAUCCUCAUGUUUGGCUUCAGCUUGUUCGUGCUGGGCCAUCUCUGCCACCCGUGGCUUGAGUCGCUCAUGUGCUGUAUGGUGGCUGGCGCGACCCUGUACAACUGGAACCACGGAUCCAACCGCGAGGAGCUCAACCUGCUGCUCAAGUCGAUGGCGGACUUUGUCUACGUGGGGUUCUUCACGCUCACGGGCGCGUCGUUGGAGCUGGAUAUGCUGCUCAAGGCCAUGGCCGUGUCUGUGCUGCUGUGCCUCACGCGUAUCUUUGCCAUCUUCCUCGGCAGUUAUAUUGGCGGAGCGCUCGCGCACGAACCUCAAGUGCACAACCGAGUGUCGUGGAUGGCCUACAUCACCCAGGCCGGCGUGACGCUGGGGCUAGCCAAGAAGAUCCAGCUGCUGUACCCGGGGUGGGGCAGCUACUUUGCCACGAUGAUCGUGUCCGUGGUGAUCUGCAACCAGCUGAUUGGGCCGCCGCUGCUCCGCCUCGUGCUGCGGUACGUCGGCGACUGCCGCGAAAAGGAAAACGGCAAAGUCGACGGGCUGCGGGCGCUAAUCCUGGGCGACGACGAGCGGCUCGUGGUGGUCAACUCGGCCAAGCGGCGGAUGAAAAACUGCGGGUGGGAGCCGUUCAGUUUCUGCAUGAAUAUGCAGGACGCGCAGGACCCGGGCGAGAUGAACGUGCAGGUCCGCGAGGCCAUGAAGGAGCACGAGCCCAUGGACGUGGUGGUGGUCAUGAUGAGCUCGGACGUGCUCAACUACCGCGUGAUCCGCAACGUGGCCCAAGUGUGCACCAAGCUCAAGCGCGUCAAGAUCCUCCGCAUCGUCGUCAAUGUCGUGGGGGACGGCGGCGACGAGGACUGGGCCACGCGGUUUGCCAACAUGCCGUUCCACGAGGAGCAUGGCGACGCCAUCGACGUGGUGGUCGUGGAUCGGAACGAAGCGACGGACAUGCUAAUCGAGCUGGCGGCGUGCGGCAAGCUGAUCAACCAGAAGGAAGUGCUGUCGCCCCGGGCCGACGACUCGGACGCGACCGAAGAAACCAGCGUGAUCAAAGUGAGUCUCUCGAGCAAGAUGAAGCAGAUGCUGUGGGUGUAG